This is a messenger RNA of Elephantulus edwardii (Cape elephant shrew), 2382 nucleotides long. RefSeq names its product UFM1-specific ligase 1 (gene UFL1). The transcript is spliced from 19 exons. The coding region runs from base 1 to 2382 and encodes 793 amino acids. The record is from RefSeq and is a predicted model, not a curated record. NCBI's taxonomy places the organism in Eukaryota, Metazoa, Chordata, Mammalia, Macroscelidea, Macroscelididae. Gene Ontology annotation, molecular function: UFM1 ligase activity. Gene Ontology annotation, cellular component: endoplasmic reticulum membrane. Gene Ontology annotation, biological process: regulation of proteasomal ubiquitin-dependent protein catabolic process; response to endoplasmic reticulum stress; protein K69-linked ufmylation.
AUGGCGGACGCCUGGGAAGAGAUCAGGCGGUUGGCGGCCGACUUCCAGAGGGCGCAGUUUGCGGAGGCCACGCAGAGAUUGUCAGAACGGAACUGCAUUGAAAUUGUGAAUAAGUUGAUUGCUCAGAAGCAGCUAGAAGUAGUUCACACACUUGAUGGGAAGGAAUAUAUUACCCCGGCCCAAAUUAGUAAAGAAAUGAGAGAUGAGCUACAUGUUCGUGGUGGUCGAGUAAACAUUGUUGAUCUACAACAGGCUAUUAAUGUGGACCUUACUCAUAUUGAAAAUAGAGUUAGUGACAUCAUUAAGUCAGAAAAGCAGGUUCAGUUAGUGUUGGGACAACUGAUAGAUGAGACCUAUUUGGAUCGGUUAGCAGAAGAGGUAAAUGAUAAAUUGCAAGAAAGUGGUCAGGUAACCAUAUCAGAGCUGUGUAAGACCUAUGAUCUUCCUGGAAACUUCCUGACACAGGCAUUAACUCAGCGACUAGGCAGAAUUAUUAAUGGGCACAUUGAUCUUGAUAACAGAGGAGUAAUUUUCACUGAAGCUUUUGUAGCUCGACAUAAAGCACGCAUCCGAGGACUCUUCAGUGCUAUUACUCGGCCUACAGCAGUUAAUCCUUUGAUUUCAAAAUACGGAUUUCAGGAGCAGCUCCUUUACUCUGUGCUUGAAGAACUUGUUAAUAGUGGACGCUUACGCGGUACUGUGGUUGGUGGGAGACAAGACAAAGCUGUGUUCAUCCCUGACAUCUACUCAAGGACACAGAGUACUUGGGUGGACUCCUUUUUCAGGCAGAAUGGCUAUCUAGAAUUUGAUGCUUUAUCCAGACUUGGAAUCCCAGAUGCUGUAAGCUACAUAAAAAAAAGAUAUAAGAAUACACAGCUCUUGUUUUUGAAAGCAGCUUGUGUUGGUCAGGGACUUGUGGAUCAGGUGGAAGCAUCAGUAGAGGAAGCCAUCAGCUCUGGAACCUGGGUUGAUAUUGCACCUCUGCUACCCAGUUCUUUGUCAGUUGAAGAUGCGGCAAUGUUGCUUCAACAAGUGAUGAGAGCAUUCAGCAAACAGGCUUCAGCUGUUGUUUUUAGUGACACUGUUGUAGUCAGUGAAAAAUUUAUAAAUGACUGUAUAGAACUGUUCAGUGAACUGAUGCACCAAAAAGCUGAAAAGGAAAUGAAAAAUAACCCUGUUUAUUUAAUCACUGAAGAAGAUCUGAAGCAAAUCUCCAUCUUAGAAACCAGUAAUACAAGUAAAAAAGAUAAAAAAGAUGAACGAAGAAGGAAAGCAACAGAGGGCAGUGGAAGUGUGAGAGGAGGUGGUGGUAGCAAUGCCAGAGAGUACAAGAUAAAAAAGACUAAGAAGAAAGGAAGAAAGGACGAUGAUAGUGAUGAUGAGUCUCAGUCAUCUCACCCUGGAAAGAAGAAGCCAGAGAUCACUUUUAUGUUCCAGGAUGAAGUUGAAGAUUUUUUAAGAAAACGCAUACAAGAUGCCCCUGAAGAGUUUCUUUCUGAACUUGCUGAAUACUUAAUAAAGCCUCUUAAUAAAAUGUAUCUGGAGGUGGUACGUUCAGUAUUCUUGUCUUCAAGUUCUGCUGUUGGAACUGGUAGAAAACGCACAAUCAAGGAUUUGCAAGAAGAGGUUUCAAACCUAUACAAUAAUAUUCGAUUAUUUGAAAAAGGGAUGAAAUUUUUUGCAGAUGAUACACAGGCUGCUCUUACUAAACAUUUACUGAAGACAGUUUGUACAGAUAUCACUAACCUCAUUUUCAACUUCUUAGCUUCGGAUUUAAUGAUGUCAGUAGAUGAUCCUGCAACCAUUACAAAUGAAAUGAGAAAAAAGAUUUUAAGUAAAUUAUCAGAAGAAACCAAAGUAUCUCUCACAAAACUUCAUAAUUCUCUGAAUGAAAAGAGCAUAGAAGACUUUCUUUCUUGUCUGGAUUCUGCAACAGAAGCUUGUGAUGUUAUGGUGAAAAGGGGAGACAAAAAAAGAGAAAGACAGAUAAUGUUCCAGCAUCGGCAAGCACUUGCAGAACAGCUGAAAGUCACAGAGGAUCCUGCUCUUAUUUUGCACCUCACAUCAGUCCUAUUAUUUCAGUUCUCAACUCACAGCAUGCUUCAUGCACCUGGAAGAUGUGUUCCGCAAAUCAUUGCUUUUCUUAACCACAAAAUUCCAGAGGAUCAGCAUACUCUUUUGGUAAAGUAUCAAGGUCUGGUUGUAAAACAGCUGGUUAAUCAGAAUAAAAAGACUGGGCAGGGUGACGAUCUCAUGAAUAAUGAACUAGGCAAAGAACAAGAAGAUAGCACCGACACCACUCGUAAAGAGCUUCAGGAACUUUCCUCGUCCAUUAAAGACCUUGUUCUCAAAUCCAGAAAAUCUUCGGUAACAGAGGAGUAA